Sparassis crispa is the source of this 570-nucleotide messenger RNA. RefSeq lists its product as hypothetical. The coding region runs from base 1 to 570 and encodes 189 amino acids. The transcript has 2 exons. Gene Ontology annotation, biological process: exon-exon junction complex disassembly. Gene Ontology annotation, cellular component: cytoplasm; exon-exon junction complex. The record is from RefSeq and is a predicted model, not a curated record. NCBI's taxonomy places the organism in Eukaryota, Fungi, Basidiomycota, Agaricomycetes, Polyporales, Sparassidaceae. Gene Ontology annotation, molecular function: RNA binding.
AUGUCGAAGCCCGCACUCUUCCCAGAGACGACGACCGCAGGAAUCGCGGUUGAUCCCCGCACGCUCGAGCGCGUGAUCCCCGAGUCGCGCAGGCCAGACGGGUCCGUGCGUAAGCAGAUAAAGAUCCGGCCUGGCUUCACGCCGCAGGAAGACGUACGGCGGUUCCGGGGCACGCGCCAGGCGCAGAUGGAAGCGAACGUUCUGCCCAAGGGCCACGUUAUCGGCUGGACUCCACCGCCAUCCGCGCCCAAACCCGGUGCGGCUGCGGCCGGGACCGCACUCAGUAAGAGUGCGAAGAAAAACGAGAAGCGGAAGGAAAAGCGGAAGGAGAAACGCGAGGAGACACCUUCCGAGAAGGUGAAAGAUAACUGGGAGGACGAGGACGAGGCAGAGGCGCAGCCUGAGGGCGACCAGCGGUCGGAGAGUGGCGUGCAUACGCCUGAGAGUACGAAUUGGGCAGCGGCGGCAGCAGCGGAGAAGAAGGCAAGUAUCACGGCGCGGCAGGAGGCAAAGGCACAGGGUGGUGCGGACGCGUUAGCGGACGAGCUCGAGAAGCUUGAGGUGCAUUGA